Messenger RNA from Didymodactylos carnosus, 1533 nucleotides. The record is from the annotation of a GenBank genome assembly. NCBI's taxonomy places the organism in Eukaryota, Metazoa, Rotifera, Eurotatoria, Philodinida, Philodinidae.
AUGCAACAUGAGUGGUCUCCACAUUCAUGUUAUUUCUGCAAGAACCAAGAGCCAUUUAAGAAUUAUCAAAAAUACGAGUUAAUUGGACAAGGCGGCUUUGCAAAAGUUUAUCGUGGUAAACGAUUAUGUGACAACUACGAUAUUGCUCUCAAAAUAAUCGAUAAACAUCAAUUGAAACUUAAGAAUGCUCAAUCGCGUGUGAACGAAGAAGUUCAAAUUCAUUAUACGCUUCGAAAUCCACUAGUCGUACAAUUAUUGGAGGUGUUUGAAGACGAAAGUGAAAUAUGUUUAAUACUUGAACUCUGUGCAUGCGAUAUGCAGAAUUAUCUUAAUUCUAGACAAACUUUUACAGAAGAUGAAAUAGGUAAACCUCCAUUCGAUGAUCAUGAUGUGCUAUCAACAUUAAAACGUGUGGCUAGUGUAUCUUAUGAAUUGCCGCAUGAGUUGAGUUUUGAAGCAAAAGAUUUAAUUUGUAAAAUAUUACAAAAAGAUACAAAGAAGAGGUUAACCUUAUUACAAAUUAUCAAUCAUCCGUUUUUCUUAGUGAAAGAACAUUCAGUUCACAGUAUUACAUCAUUAAAAAAGAAUAUGUCAACCGACAGUGAUAUUAGUUUGUCGCCGUCAUUGUUGAGACCAUCUAGUUUUCAACGACCAUAUUAUUCUAAUACAUCGGGAAUUUCUGUUUCUUUAAAUCAGCAUCAAUCUCAGUCUCUAGCAACAAUGAAUAGUUCAUCACAUUCGUCAAAAUUAAAUACGUUACUACCACCAUUACAUUUAACUAAAACUCAGAGCAAUCUUAGUCAUAAUAGUAAAAAGAAUAUUCACAAUGUUCUAGUUAAAUUAAAUACACAAAGAUUAGAUAGUCGACAUGUGACAACAAAAAAUAACAUUUUAGAUAUAUUAUCCAAUGGUGAAGUAGUUAUUCAACAUAUAGUCGAUUCAAAGGGUACAAAACGAGUUGUGGACAUAUUUCGUGUAUCAGCUAAUGGAGAAAAAAUAAUUAAUUAUCGACCAGAUAAACAUCAUUAUAGUUCAUGCUUCGAAAAUAUUGAACAAUUAUCGCUGCCAGAUAAUUAUGAGGAAUUUACAUUUGAUAAUUUACCAGAAAAACUAUGGCAUAAAUAUCAGCGCGCAUUAAAAUUUGUUAAUAUCAUUCGUUCUCUAAGAUCUAAAAUUAUUAUGUUUACAAAAGAUACAAAAUGUCGAUUAAUGGAGACAACAAUUGAAUUUGAUGUAUUAUUCUAUGCAAAUGAUGCAAAAAUAUCAAUUUAUAGAAAAAAUUUGGAUGACAUUAAUUCACCAUUAGAAAUUAAAUAUGUUGAUGGUAAAGUGACAUCGACCUUAAUGUACGAUGACGUCGUUCAAUCAUCCGUCGAUCAAUUAAAUAUAUCAACUGAAACAAAACAAAUGAUUGAUAAAGCGAUCAAGUUACGCGAAAACUGUUUGAUGAAAAAUUGCAUACUUGAAGAACAUCACGCUCAAUUUCCAGGUGGUAGUACAUUUCCUGCCAUAUUUGGAGAAAAGCCGAAAUAA